This is a messenger RNA of Ogataea angusta, 1209 nucleotides long. RefSeq lists its product as uncharacterized. Gene Ontology annotation, molecular function: ferrous iron transmembrane transporter activity. The coding region runs from base 1 to 1209 and encodes 402 amino acids. Gene Ontology annotation, cellular component: high-affinity iron permease complex; fungal-type vacuole membrane; plasma membrane. The record is from RefSeq and is a predicted model, not a curated record. Lineage: Eukaryota; Fungi; Ascomycota; Pichiomycetes; Pichiales; Pichiaceae. Gene Ontology annotation, biological process: iron ion transmembrane transport. The transcript has a single exon.
AUGUGGGAGGACUACUUUUCGGUGCAAAUCUUCUUCAUCAUCCUUCGAGAGACUUUGGAGUCGGCCAUCAUUGUUUCGGUGCUUCUCUCGUUCCUCCAGCAAAAUUUCACCUCAAAAGAUGAGCAUGGCUCACAUGUGGUCCAGGGGUCGGCCUCUGUGUAUCGGGGUUUGGUGCUUCAAGUUUGGGUCGGUGCGCUUGCCGGCCUGGCCAUUUGUCUUUGUCUCGGUGCGAUUUUCAUUGCCGUUUUCUACCUUGUGGGAAGCGAUCUUUGGUCUGUUGCCGAACGGGUUUGGGAAGGCGUGUUUAGUAUCGUUAGUGCGCUGAUCAUCGCCGUGAUGGGAAUGGCUCUCUUGCGUAUAAACCAACUACAGUCCAAAUGGAAGUGGAAGCUUGGCGCUGCUUUGAACGAAAACGAAGAGGAGAUGCUCCAGGACUUCCAAGAUGAACCUAUGUCCGAUUACUUGACCAAGUCUGUGAAGGUGCGCGCAAAACUCAGAAAAUUCACCCGUAAGUACGCGUUGGGGAUCCUGCCUUUUGUGACUACACUACGCGAGGGUUUGGAGGCUGUCGUUUUUGUGGGAGGAAUCGGUGUUAACCAGCCAAUAUCUUCUUUUCCACUGGCCAUCAUUACCGGCGCCCUGGCGGGCACAGGAAUCGGCGUCGUUUUAUACAAGGGAGGAAACAAGAUGUCACUUCAGUUCUUCCUUGUUGUUGCCACGUGUUUCCUCUACCUUGUCGCUGCCGGCCUGAUGUCGAAGGGUGUUUGGUUCUUGGAGCUCGAACGGUUUGUCCAAAAAUGCGGUCAGGACACUUCUGAAACCGGCAGUGGGCCAGGAUCCUACGAUAUCACGAACUCUGUGUGGCACGUCAACUGCUGCAAUGGGCUCACGGACGGUGGAUGGAUGCUAUUCAACGCGCUUCUUGGUUGGACUAAUUCUGCCACCUACGGCUCGGUUGCGUCGUAUAUUCUAUUUUGGUGCUUCGUGAUCGGCCUGAUAAAGAGCAGAGAGAUAAUUACUACAAACGGUUACUUACCAGGAAUACCUUUGCGCUACCAGCUGAAGAAAGUCAAGAAGAGAAUCGCCAUAAACAGGAUCCUGUUGGAGGAACUUGUGCAGGACUAUCAUGACGUUUCUAGCAACCACAGCAUCGAUGAGGUGGCUGCUGUCAACGAACAGAGCACCCUAUUGCAUACCUCCGAUCAUUAA